Clonostachys rhizophaga is the source of this 1095-nucleotide messenger RNA. The record is from the annotation of a GenBank genome assembly. NCBI's taxonomy places the organism in Eukaryota, Fungi, Ascomycota, Sordariomycetes, Hypocreales, Bionectriaceae.
AUGGCGGAUGGCAGCCUCAUUGGCAAGGUCCAAGAUCUCAGCGACCUUGAGCUGGCCCUCCUGAUCAGUCUGGUCAGCCAAGAACACUGUCUGAUUAGCACCGCUCCAGACGCUCUUAAUGAUCUGGUGGAAGAGCUGCAGCUGACCGCUACCAAGACCUUUGGCCUCAGCCAUGUCGUGAUCGACUGCGAUGCCAACACCACACUGAGUAGCUUCACCUCAGCCCUCCUCGUCCCGAAACCUCAAUCUCCCACGCGGGCCCCGUCACCGUUCAGCACACGCACGGAAUCGUACUUUGUCUCCCGACCGAAAUCACAGUCCUACCAUCCUAGCAAGCCUCUGUUCCCCGGGCCUUCGGUGUACAUCCCCAAUGUAGUGUUCGCGAAGAACUUCGACCAGGCGCCGCACGCCGUCCAGAUCCAGGCUUUGGAGCUGCUACGUUCGAGGCGCAUAUACACCCGUACUUCAGUCCACACGGCCCCGAAGCAGUUCCUGUUCGUUCCCGUGCUGGGGGCGGAGAGCGGAGGCCAGGCCAGAGUCACCAAGCAUCUGAAUGACUUUCUAUUCGUCGCACACUGGCACGACCCAGAUGAUGGAUACAUAAACCUCGAGGAGGCCGAUGGGGGCGUUGAUGCUGAGACAGCAUCUACAGGCAGCGUUGUUAAGAAGGCGUCGCCUCUAGAUACCCCGGCUCCGUCAGAGGUUCUCUUCUCGGAAAAGGACAUUAGCCAGAUCGCCCAUCUGAGCAGAGAAGUCGACGUGGACGUCGAGGUUACCAGAUAUCUCAUGAACGUCGUAUCAUUUCUUCGAUUGCAUCGUGCUGUAGCGGAGGGAGUCACCCCGACUGCGACAAAGCACUUGGAACAACUCGCACGAUGCCUCGCACCACUACACGACCUCACAUUUGUCACCCCCGGUCUGGUCGACUUGGCUGUGCGCAAGGUCUAUCUGCAUCGCAUCAGCAUCGUUACGCCUGAAAAGGAACGGAGCAUGCAAUGGGGCAGCAGGCUUAGCGCGGUGGCUGCAGUGUUGGAGGAUGUCGGGCCAGAAGACGUGAUCGAAGAUGUUUUGGAAAUGGUCACGGCGCCGUUAUAA